This is a messenger RNA of Melitaea cinxia (Glanville fritillary), 340 nucleotides long. RefSeq lists its product as uncharacterized. The transcript has a single exon. Lineage: Eukaryota; Metazoa; Arthropoda; Insecta; Lepidoptera; Nymphalidae. Bases 104 to 277 code for a protein of 57 amino acids. The record is from RefSeq and is a predicted model, not a curated record. Gene Ontology annotation, cellular component: mitochondrion.
CGUAGGAACUUGGUGAGUAUAACUUUUCCAACAUUGGCUGCAACAUUCAUAUAUCUCGACUGGAACCAUACUAGAAAGUGGAAAGCGAGGAAAAUCAAGUAAAAUGGCCAUUUUUGGAAUAACACCACGCUUUGUUUGGUUUGCUGUUCCUCUGUCGGGAUUUUUCAUUGGAAAAUAUCUAGAUGACCAGGAGACACUAAGAAUGACCAACUUCAGGGAUAAGUCUGCCUUGUUUGGUGGUAGAGUAAAGGAAGGUGAUCCACCAUCUUGGCCAUAAAUGAGCAAUUCAUGCAUUCAUAAACAAAAGCUAAAUUGUUAUAAAUAAACUUAGUUCUAAUUA